This is a messenger RNA of Lottia gigantea (owl limpet), 2541 nucleotides long. RefSeq lists its product as hypothetical. Bases 22 to 882 code for a protein of 286 amino acids. NCBI's taxonomy places the organism in Eukaryota, Metazoa, Mollusca, Gastropoda, Lottiidae. Gene Ontology annotation, molecular function: 3-hydroxybutyrate dehydrogenase activity. The transcript has 12 exons. The record is from RefSeq and is a predicted model, not a curated record.
UAAUAUUGAUAUACUUUGAAUAUGGCGUGUGCAUUCAGUUUCUCCAAACGUAUUUUAUUACGUAGAUGUUCAUAUUCUGUUCUUUAUCAGAAUUGGCAUGGUCUUCAUGGUAAGGUAGCUCUGGUAACUGGUUCAACAAGUGGUAUUGGUAGAGGUAUUGCUGAAGGAUUAGCUAGUCGAGGAUGUAACAUUAUUCUAAAUGGAUUUGGUGCUCCUAAUGAGAUUAAAGAUUUAGAGGCAGAUAUCAUAAAAAAAUAUGACACUAAAGUUCAUCAUUUCCAAGGAGACUUGUCUAGAAGUAAUGAUGUCCAACGAUUGAUAGAUGAUGCUUUUAAAAUAUACCCGGGUGGUGUUGAUAUACUUAUUAAUAAUGCAGGUCUUCAAUACGUGUCUCCCGUGGAAUCAUUCCCUGCUGAAAAAUGGAAUUUACUUCUCAGUAUUAUGUUAACAGCACCUUUCCUACUUACUCAAAGAUGUAUACCAACAAUGAAAUCUAAAGGCUGGGGAAGAAUCAUCAACAUAUCUUCUGCUCACGGUUUAGUAGCAUCACCAUAUAAGGCAGCUUACGUUUCGGCUAAACACGGAAUAAUGGGACUAACAAAGGUUGUUGCUCUGGAAAUGGCUGGCAGUGGAAUAACCUGUAAUACAGUCUGUCCGGGUUAUGUUGAAACACCACUGUUUAUCAAUCAAGCAAAAGACAAGGCUGUUGAAAAGGGUAUAUCAGUGGAUGAUGCCAAGAAAGAUAUAGUCAAAGUCCAUCCUUCUGGAGAACCAGUAAAAGUUGAAGAGAUCAGUGAAACAGUGUGUUUUCUGUGUUCAUCAUCAGCCAAUCAAAUCACAGGAACUAAUAUAACAAUGGAUGGAGGUUGGACAGCAAACUAGUCAACAAAUUCAUGUAGAUUGUAAAUGGUGACGAUAUGUGCAGCUUUUAAGUGAAACGUCUGAAAGUCAUAUUGAUAGAAAGGAUAUCCAUCAUUCCUAUGAAAUGAAAAGUGCUUUGUACUAACAAUAAAGAUGAUUGGAAUACUAAACUUAUCAAAAGUUAUGUUUUCAGAAAACUGGCCCUAGACUACACUGCUGCAAGAUAAAAUAUUUUGUAUUGUACUUAAUCCUUUAGCUACAUAAGUGGAAGAGAUCACAUUAAUGGAACACAAUUUUAUGAUAUACUACUCCUGAGAUGAGAUCAAUGUAAAUAGUUAAAGUGUCUGUACAGUAAAAGAUUAUUAUAUACCAUAAACUUGCGUUCCAUUAUCUAAUCCAAUCUAAGACACAUUUUCUUAUGAAUGAUCCAGCGAAAGGGUGUAUAUAAAUUAUAGAAAACAAUGUUUUAUAUUAAAUGUUUGGAGCUAUUUAUAGAUAUUUUAUAACUAUAUAUGCAUGAUUAAUAUACAAAACGUAACAAAAUAUACAAUAAAUAAAUGAACAGUAACAAUAAGGACGGAGUUAAUCUAUUUUAAAGACCCAAAAAUUAAGUCAAUUUCUUGAAUAUCCUGCAUCUAACUUUGAAGGAAGAAGGCACAAUGUCAAUCUUAUUGUUAUUGGAUUUCUAUUUAGGAGACACCAUCGUAUUGAAAUCAGAAGUAUAUCACAGUAUAGCAGAAUGAUCUUGUGGACUUGAUUAACCAUUCAUCUUUAUAACAAUCUACGUAAAAAUCUAACAACAGUGUCUAAAGACCUGGAUAAUAUUUUCUACAGAAUCGUUGGCUACAAAUGUUAUUAACCUCUCAAAUAAGGAAGAAGACAUCAAUAAUGGGCAACACCAGAAGAUAUCAAAUUUGUAGAUGGCAUGAGACAGCCACUCAAAUCACUGAUGACCUUUAGGAAAAUGGCACAGAAGAUAUUUUGCAUAUUUAAGUGAUCCAAUAACAUCCCCUUCCAAUCAUAUGUAUAGUAAUAUAUAACAGAAUGAACACGUGCACUCUCCAAAUUAUUCAUCUUUAUCAUAUUUAUAAUUCUGAUGAUAUGGAUCUUCUAUUUGGUCUAAUUCUGUAAAUUGUCGAAGGUGGAAUUUAGUCACUUGAUAAUUCACCAUGAUUCUAAUAGCAAAAUAUCCACAGAUAACUUCAAACACUAUAAAUAAUGCUUUAAUGAUAUGUACUGCUCUCUCUAAUGGCAGAAUAAUAGAAUCCUCAUUUAACAACAAGAAAAAUAUCAAAGGAAACUGUAAUAAUAAUGUUAAUAACCAAAAUCCUGCUAACUCUGGAACCCUCUCCAUAAGGUUACCCACAUAACCUAAAUAUAACCUUAUAACCUCUAUAAUUGUAUAUACACCAUAGGUAGCUAUUAAUAUUAUCUUAUAUAAAAUAUCUAAUGACUCAAACUUUGCUUCUAAAACUACCAUACUUGUAAUAAACCAAACAGGUGAGAAAAAAACAUUAAAAUAUAAAGCCAUUUGAAGUGGAAGAUUCGUAACGUAAUCAUUUCCGGAAUUCAGAAUCUCCUGACGUUGUGGAUCUUUGCCUGUUUUGUUCACUGGAAACAAGAGAUCAGUGACAGAUGUCAUAGUUUUCCUAAAAGUUGCGUCCAUCUUGUUUAUUGACA